Molecule: messenger RNA, 1872 nt
Organism: Clupea harengus (Atlantic herring)
Lineage: Eukaryota; Metazoa; Chordata; Actinopteri; Clupeiformes; Clupeidae
Product: adhesion G protein-coupled receptor G3-like
Exons: 11
Coding region: 70-1845 (591 amino acids)
Biological process (GO): cell surface receptor signaling pathway; adenylate cyclase-activating G protein-coupled receptor signaling pathway
Cellular component (GO): plasma membrane
Molecular function (GO): G protein-coupled receptor activity
Source: RefSeq, a predicted model, not a curated record
UACGCCCUUGAUAAGAAUAUUAUUUAGCCUAUUGACCUUCUAUCUUUUUUUGCAGACUGUGCUGUUGACAUGACUCAUCCCCGUGACGACAGCUGCAAACAGCUCCCCCUGGUGGACUGCGUGGACGACUGGGUGUUCCGCUAUGUGUUUGAUGUUCGCGCCGAGCGCCAGCCAUUGAAAAUCCAAACAGUCAAGCUUCCCCAGUUCACCACAGAACUGAUUACCACACAGCACGAGAUUGAUUGUAAAUGUGAAGCCAUAGAGUUACUGUUAAGCCUAGUGGACAGCUUUGAGAGCACCAAAGACAUUGAUCAGAUAUAUGCCUUGUGCAUAUUUCUCAGAAACGAUCGGAUGAAACACUGCAAGGCGCUUCAGUUGUUGGAAAGGGCAAUACGCAACAUCACCAAUCUGGGAAAACAGAAGGAGAUCCUCACCUUGACGACGGUCUCCGUCACAGAAGUCAGCAAUGACCACCAGGACAGCUUCUGCAUCGCGUUGCCCUCUCAGACCCAACAGAGAUCGGGCAGUACUACUACUAUCCCGGGGUUUUGCUCCGCCCAAUUGGAACUUGUAUCCCGGACUGAUGAUGUCACAGUGGAGGUCCAGCCAGAAGUGCUCUCGCAGGUGGCCAGCAGAUCAGGCGGCGAGAAGCUCAACGUUGGAACGUUCUGGUUCUUUGACAACUCGCUGUUCUCGGUGGAGCAGGAUAACGUGUCUCUGCUGAACUCGCGGGUGGUGGCCUUGGAUCUGGGUCGGGAUGUCAGCAGCCUGCAGACCCCAGUCCAGCUCACGUUCUACGGGCAGAACAUGACACAGAACGCGUCCUUAACACCUCAGUGUGUCUUCUGGGACGUGGAAGACGAGGCCACGGCUAAGUGGAACUCAUAUGGUUGUAAGACUGUGGUUGCGGAGGGAACGGUUACCUGCUUCUGCAAUCAUCUGUCCUUCUUCGCUGUACUGCUGACUCCAAUGGUGAACCCCCUGAGCUCCUACGAUGUAUACAUCCUGACUAUCAUGUCUCGGGUCGGCUGCAGUGUGUCUCUGGCCUUCCUCGUCCUGACGCUGCUCACACACGCCUUCUACAAGAAAGGUCCCUCUGAGCACUCCCUGUGGAUCCACCUCCACGUCUGUUUGUCCCUCCUCCUCCUCAACCUCACCUUCCUCAUCAACGACUUCCUGACGGCCCUGGGAGUCCCGGCCGUGUGCGUCGCCAUGGCAGCGCUGACCCACUACGCCCUCGUGAGCGUGCUCACCUGGUUCACCAUUGAGGGCCUGCACCUCUACCUGCUCUUCAUCCGCGUCUUCAACAUCCACAUCAGGAGAUACCUGGUCAAACUAGCCCUGCUCGGGUGGGGUUUGCCCAUGGUCCCUGUUGGAGUAGGUGUCGGCCUGGGAGUGUACGGACAGACCAAGAUAGAGCAUACGGAGGGUGGAUCUACAGCAUUGUGUUGGAUGAAAAAGGAGCAUCAUCUCCUGCAGAUCCUGACCUACAGCUUCUUCGUGGCGGUGCUGGUGUUCAACAUCACCAUGUUCAGCGUGGUUCUGCACCGGGUGCUGAAGGCCCGGCUCAACAGCCCUCUGCCCCAGGACAGGGGCCUGAACACGGGCAUGGUGCUCAGCCUGCUGGCCCUCUCCUGGAUGCUAGGCAUCUCCUGGGGGGUCAUGACCUUCAGCUCCAUAGGGCCCCUGCAGCUGUUCACUUUUUACAUCUUCUGCACCGUCAACGGCCUUCAUGGUUUCUUCCUGUUUCUGAGGUACUGCACCCUGCUGAGAAAAGAGAAACUGGCCACCAAAAGCACAGUCACCUCUACAGUCACCAUUCCACGCUCAAGCAACACCAACUAACCUUAACCUUAACACACACAUGUGUGU